Messenger RNA from Lymnaea stagnalis (great pond snail), 15483 nucleotides. NCBI's taxonomy places the organism in Eukaryota, Metazoa, Mollusca, Gastropoda, Lymnaeidae. The record is from the annotation of a GenBank genome assembly.
UUCAUAUUCAGUUUUAUUUGUUAGGAUAUUUACAAAUUGUUUACAGUCUACAAAAAAUGGGAUAAUAAAAUGGCUGGGCCAGUCAUUGAUACUGGCUCACUCGAGUGACUUGACUUUUAAUUUUAAAUUGUAAAUUAAUUUGGCUUAGUUAACUUAGUUAAGUUUAGAGUUGAGGGCCAAGGGUGACCAACGGCCCGUUGAAUUGUCCCGUUUUUUCACGAUCGUACCCGGUAUCCCGAAAAAGUCUCUCGGGACGCCUAAAUGUCCCGUUUCUAAAAUCAAACACAUUUUCAAAUCACUAAAACUUCCUAAUUUAUUAUAUAACUUCAAGUAAUAUUUUGGCUAGCUGUACUCAACUGUACUCACUGUGUAGUGUGCAGCCAGUGCCAGAUGAGGGCUUGCGUGAUGGCUGCAUUUAAUUUGAUGUGUUGUAAUAGUAAUAUGUUGUAAAAUAUGUAUAAAUAAAUAAGUAUUCACUGCAAAAUGCUUGUUUUCGUUUAUGAUAUGCCUCAGAGUUUAAAUUAAAAUCACAAAAGUGGAGGUAAAUUUAAAUAGAUUUCUAUUCUAGGUAUCAAAAUAUUUAAUUUGAGCAUAUUUCAAUAAACAGUUUCCGGCGGAGGCCCCCCCCCCCCCCCCCCUUUUGGACCCAUCUUUAGCUGGAGGGUAUCUCCCCAAAACCCUCCUUGAGUCCCGUUUUUUCAAGUUUAUGAUUUGGUCACCCUAGCUUAGUUAGACUUUUUGAGUCAUGCUUUGCAGCUUAGUAGUCAAGUGAUCGUUGUAGAAUCACUAGACUAGGUUUGCCAGAUGUUAUCCAAAAGUAGGACACAUUCUAUAUUGUUUGUAUUUCAAGCCAACUUGGAAUCUGUGCAGCAAGAAUAGAACUCAAUGACUCAAUGCUGGAAAUUGUGAAUCUCUUAGAAUCAUAUUUCCGGUUGCUGUGAAACAGAAUUGAAGAUGGAUAGCCUACAUUUCUUAAAUCGAUAUCAUAUACCGAUAGAUUGGCCCAGCUGUCUCAAGUGGGUUAAAAUUUUCUCCUUUCAAAAUAAGAUAUUCUCCUCUUCUGACCUUUUCAAUAGGAAAUGUCCUCCUUUUUCAUUUUUUUCAUCAUUCUCUUAAUGAAGGACUCUCCCGCCACCCUGGCCUCCCCGUCAAGCUGGGGUCAAGAAUUCAGCAGGUGCACUACUGUCUUUUGGGCCAGGUUGCAAUGUAGACAAGACAGGUUCCUGUUUUUGUCUAGCUUUUUAAUCUUUAGUAGGGCAAUUGUUCAUCCACAUUUGCGUUACCAGACUCUGUCUGCCCACUCUCCAUACCACUUUGUUCUAAAUUGUGGUCUGCCAGCCAGUUUUUAAAACUGAGAUAAAUGAUGGGUGUUUCUGGUUGAGACUGGGUAGCCCCGGUUUUUGCCAUCAUGUCCACUCUUUCAUUGGCCUGCAUGUUUUAGAGAUUUAGAACCCAUUGCAGAUUCUCAAACUUCCUGUCUUUACACAAACACAUUGCUUUUGAUCAGCUUGUUUAGUUUUUGGGUGACCUUUUUUUUUUACAUUCCCCCUCCACUUUAAGUUUCAAGGGCCUCAAGAAUCAAGAAAGCCUCUUAGGUUGGAGCUUCUGUUUUUUAUCCCCACUAUUUCUAGGAACUUACAAAUGACAGAUACGGAUUAGCAGAAAUUGACAUUGGCUUGUAAUCAUUAGACAAUUCGCCAUCUCUUAACUUAUACUCACACCUUUUACUGCAAAACAUUUGUAAGCUUUAGUGGGUCUAUGGUCACUCUAUGCUGUGUUUUGAAACUUUUAAUGUAUAAAACAUCUAUCUAAAUCUGUUCUUCAAUGCAUAAUUCAAGUCCAGGAGGAAGGAUUAUAAAUUGUAAUAAAUUUAAGGGACUGGCUGAAUAAACUAAGAAUUUUUUUUGUACCUUUUUUUUUAUAUAGAUGACCAAAACAGAAAAGUAGAUUGUUUGACAAGUUUCAAAUGGAUUGGGAAAAUAAGUUCUAUUCCAUUGUACAAGAAACAGAGGCUAACUUAUCAAAGGCAAAGGUAUCAAUGUUUAUUUAACAAAUGUUUACUUGCUUAAUAUGUCUGGUAACAAAAUCUUGAAAUUCCUGAAUACUGGGAUAAAAACCCUUAACUUUUAAAUGCCAUAAAUGUAUUACCAGCUCAAAUCUAUUGAUUUUAGAACUUUAAGGCUUUGAUAGCACCAGAUCUACUUAUGUAAUAGUGUGUAUUUUUGUAGUGUAUUUGAGAUUUACCAGAUUCCAAACCUUAUAUUAUUAAUUAUCCUUCUACCAUUUACUUUGUAAAAUGAAGUCAAUACAUAAUUUUUUUUAAAUAGUAGUAGGCUUUACAGUAUAAGUUCUCAUAAACUGUAAAAUGGCUAAAAUUCAAAUGCAUUAUAUCCAAACAGUAUAAAUGUUAUUUAAUUUGCUUGGCAAUUGAAAUUAGUAUUAGUUAAAUGCAGUGGCAUAGCAAGCUAGGGUUGGUGUCACCAGGUGCGGUAAACUCAUGGUGUCACCCCCUCACCCCGACUUCCACGAUGGAUUUCUUCUUUUUAAAUAACUCCUUGAUAUAACAAUGACAAGAACAAAAACAAAUCAAUUGAGGGUCUGGAGGUAAAUGUAUGUAAGAACUGUAACAUGUCAUUAGAAUUGCCCGACCACAUCGUAUUUGGUAUCAAUGGAAAGCUUUCUUGGAAAUGAGAUAAAUAUAGCUUCCUGUCACUUACGAAAGUUAGGAAACACUUCAAUCGUCGUUGAAUCACAGUCAAAGCUGUUUUUUUUCUGACCUAAUUAUAGGGUCACCUAAUUUUUUACUCCUGUACCUUGAACUUUUGCUAAAGCAUGCAUUUGAAUUGCUUACAUGUGUGAAAAAUUUACAUAUUAUCGGUUAUCUUUUUUUGAAAAAUUUGGCUAGACAAAACAGUUUUUGCUCUGUAAAUAUGCAGUUUUUUAAUUUGGUGUCACCCCCUGAGAUAAUGUCACCCGAUGUGGUCCGCACCCCCCUAGAUACGCCACUGGUUAUAUGUAUUGUCUAACUAUUUUACUAAGACUAAUUAUUUUUAAUAAUGAAAAGUAUUAUUAUUUAUCUGAAUUAUAAUUUUACUUGAAAUUAUUGUAUUUAGAAUAUAUUAGUAAUUAGCUAAAUUAAUAUUGCGGGUGUAUUCUCUAUUAAACUCAAAAGUGUGGAUUAUGCAGUUUUUUUAUUUGGUGUCACCCCCUGAGAUGGUGUCACCCGAUGCGGUCCGCAGCCCCCUAGAUACGCCACUGGUUAUAUGUAUUGUCUAACUAUUUUACACAGACUAAUUUUUAAUCAUGAAAAGUAUUAUUAUUUAUCUGGAUUAUAAUUUUACUUGACAUUACUGUAUUUAGAAUAUUUAUUAUAUUAGUAAUUAGCUAAAUUAAUUUUGCGGGUGUAUUCUCAAUUAAACUCAAAAGUGUGGAUUAAUUCUACUUUCCAAAGCAUUGCCUUUGCAUUCAUCUUCUUAAAUGUCUGCAUGCAACCUUUGGACAAGGGGUCCGGUACUUCGGCUUUAAACUUAAAAUAAAAUUUUGCUUUGUGAUAAUAUUUCUUUAAAAUGACAACCAUGAAUUUAAAUGACAUAAAAUCAAUUUUAAAAUCAAUUAAAUGUAAUUAAUUUCAUAUAUUAUUAAAGAAGGAAUAAAUUGAAUGUAGUUUUUUGAUGAUAUUUUUCUGUCAGCCAUAUUUAUAUGUAGGCCACAUAACUAGUUUCACCUACCACACAUUUUCUCAGAAGAAAACAUAUUGUUCAGCAGAUUUUUAUAUUUUCCACAGGACAAGCUUACUGGCAUUAGUGGAAAAAGCUUCACUUUACCCAAUAGUAGUAUUGCUGCAUAUCCUUGGCUGUCGGCACCAUACUACAAACCCAGUGGCACUGUAUCAUCAGAUAGUUCGCUCUUGAAAUAUUACACCUUGACACCCCAAGCAGAGAUUACAGAAAUGAGUUUAACUCAAAUGCUUCACAUGAAAGAACAAAUAGACUCUCAGAAUAAGGUACCGUAGUUAUUGUGAAUGAGUAUGACAAUAGAAAUGUCAAGAUUUAACCUUAACCAUGAUAAGGGGCAAACAACGUAAACUGCACAAUGCUAGUUACCUUGAUCUUAAAUAUUUUCUGACUAUGUUACAACAGAAAACAUGCUAUAUUAUUUAUAUAUCUAGUUUUUUUAGGCCGUGGGAAGGCUGCUUGUUUGAUCUUUCAGGUUCUUCCAACUUGGAAUUUGUGGAGGUGUUUUCUUAAGGUGAUAAUGAAGGGGUUUCCUUAAGGUGAUGAUGGAGGGGUUUUCUUAAGAUGAUUAUGGAGGGGUUUUCUUAAGAUGAUUAUGGAGGGGUUUUCUUAAGAUGAUUAUGGAGGGGUUUUCUUAAGGUGAUUAUGGAGGGGUUUUCUUAAGGUGAUUAUGGAGGGGUUUUCUUAAGAUGAUUAUGGAGGGGUUUUCUUAAGAUGAUUAUGGAGGGGUUUUCUUAAGGUGAUUAUGGAGGGGUUUUCUUAAGAUGAUUAUGGAGGGGUUUUCUUAAGGUGAUGAUGGAGGGGUUUUCUUAAGAUGAUUAUGGAGGGGUUUUCUUAAGGUGAUUAUGGAGGGGUUUUCUUAAGGUGAUGAUGGAGGGGUUUUCUUAAGGUGAUUAUGGAGGGGUUUUCUUAAGAUGAUUAUGGAGGGGUUUUCUUAAGGUGAUUAUGGAGGGGUUUUCUUAAGGUGAUUAUAGAGGGGUUUUCUUAAGAUGAUUAUGGAGGGGUUUUUUAAGGUGAUGAUGGAGGGGUUUUCUUAAGAUGAUUAUGGAGGGGUUUUCUUAAGGUGAUUAUGGAGGGGUUUUCUUAAGAUGAUUAUGGAGGGGUUUUUUAAGGUGAUUAUGGAGGGGUUUUCUUAAGAUGAUUAUGGAAGGGUUUUUUAAGGUGAUGAUGGAGGGGUUUUCUUAAGAUGAUUAUGGAGGGGUUUUCUUAAGGUGAUUAUGGAGGGGUUUUCUUAAGAUGAUUAUGGAGGGGUUUUCUUGAGGUGAUUAUGGAGGGGUUUUCUUAAGGUGAUUAUGGAGGGGUUUUCUUAAGAUGAUUAUGGAGGGGUUUUCUUAAGAUGAUUAUGGAGGGGUUUUCUUAAGAUGAUUAUGGAGGGGUUUUCUUAAGUUGAUUAUGGAGGGGUUUUCUUAGGAUGAUUAUGGAGGGGUUUUCUUAAGGUGAUUAUGGAGGGGUUUUCUUAAGGUGAUUAUGGAGGGGUUUUCUUAAGAUGAUUAUGGAGGGGUUUUCUUAAGGUGAUUAUGGAGGGGUUUUCUUAAGAUGAUUAUGGAGGGGUUUUCUUAAGGUGAUUAUGGAGGGGUUUUCUUAAGAUGAUUAUGGAGGGGUUUUCUUAAGAUGAUUAUGGAGGGGUUUUCUUAAGGUGAUGAUGGAGGGGUUUUCUUAAGGUGAUGAUGGAUUCCAGAUUUCCCUAUACAUCCCUUGAAACCAGCCUCCGAUUCAUAAAUAAAUGUGUUUUUUAUUUAAUUAUUUUCUUAUGUGCAGCAAUAUUUUAAUAAUCAUUUUAAACUAAUUCAAUUAUCUGUUUUAUUAUAGAAUGUAUGAAUUAAACUAUUUUCUUUAAACUUGAAAUGUAGGCAUUGCCACUCAGUAUUAUGAUAAGGCAACCACAGAGAGUCUCCCUUAUUAUUUAAUGAUUUAAUAUGGAUUAGUGAUUGUGUAUUGACAGUUGAGAAAUCUUUACACUAGAAAAUGCAUUAGAAACACUAAUACUUUUAUUUCGAAUGGUGUGAUGAAUAAACCUUCUGAAUGAAUAUCUGAACUUGUUUUACUGUUGCAAAGUAUUUUUAUUGUUAAGGCUAUUUUUAAUAAGGAAGUAUUCAACAAACUAUGAACCAGUAAUCGUUGGAAUGGCAAUGUGUUUUAAGUUCAUAUAAUACUAUAAUUUACAGACUAUAGAGAAGCUACAAAAGUUAAUACGAUCCCUUGACAAUGAGAGAGAUUUUUACAAGCAACAAAUUGCUAAUUUAAAAGGUAAGGUGAUGAAAAUAAUUUCCAGGUCACACAAAAUUGCAAGCAAAUAUUGUUUAUCUGUUUUCAUUUGGAAGUGACACAUUUUUUAUAAAGCCUGACUUUUGGUGGACUUAUAUCAGUUAAGAAAGUUGAACAAUGUUUAGGUUGGAAGCUUUGUCUCAAACAAAGUAAUAAGCACCUUGACUACAGGAACUACAUCCUCAUGUUCCUUCAAUGAACCAGGUUUAUUAGAAUCAUUUUAAAAAGGCUGCAGCAAAAGUUUUUAAACUUAUAAUAUAAUCCAUCUAAUCUAAUAUAAAUAAUUUGCCUCUCACUAAUACAGGCAAUACUUUUUGUAUUGCAUGAAUGCUUUGUAAAAGACAUUUAGUAUAUUUUAUUUAAGUUAGUCACUGGAUAAAACAGGUCCCCGUUUGAUUGGAGUAGAUUCCCCGUUUCCUUGCUGUGCACUAGCCUGUAGUAAAUGUCUUAUUUGAAAGUGUAACUGUAACUGGAAGUACAUCAUUGAAAAAUCUAUCUUGUUUUCUCUAAGACAAAGUAGAUUCACUGACUGAUAAGAUGAACACAUCCCUCACAUUAACAAAUAGUGAAUGGAAAAUGUCCAGCAUGAAAAGGGAUGUGAUGCGAGAGAUUGAAAAAGUCAAAUAUAUGCUACAAGACUGCACUAGAGAUUCAGCCUCAUCAGCUUAUGAUAAGGACUUGUGGAAAGCGUAAUUUUUUUUCCUUUUAUUUUACUUAUGUAUAUUAAUUAUUAAACAAGCCCAGCAAGGCUGGUUCAGUACUUAACAGAAAAACUUAAAAUUCAGAAGCAAACUAAAAAAUAUAACUUGGCAAAGUACACUGACAAAUCAAACUUCUCAUUAAAUGUUAAUCCUUCAUUUAGAGAUUGUUGUGGACUAGUAAUUUAAAAAGGAUAUGAACUGUGGCCUCCUAUACUUAUGUAACUUUUCAGUAGUUAGUAUUUGAAAGUAUUUCUCAUAAUAAUAGUGUUCAAAUUAUAUUUCAUUUAGGAAGGAGAAUAUGACAGACAGUCUUGGCCAAAUAAGACAAGAACUAAGUGCAAUGAAUAAGAAAAUAGGUAAUAAACUUUAUUUAAAAAACUUUUCAUGAUGCCAUCUAAUCUCUAACCCCUGCAACCUUUCACAUGGCAUCUAAUCUCUAACCCCAGCUACCCUACACAUGCCAUCUAAUCUCUACGCCCCUCUACCCUUUCACAUGGCAUCUAAUCUCUACCCCAUCUACCCUUUACACCAAUGACAUUUUCACACUUAUUUUUCUCGAAAUUUUUUGGUUCAGCUUUAAAGAAAAGCAAAUUAUAGUUGACUCAGUUAUACUUGACACAGUUAUAGUUGACUUAGUUAUAGUUGACUUAGUUAUAGUUGACACAGUUAUAGUUGACACAGUUAUAGUUGACUCAGUUAUAAUUGACUCAUUAUAGUUGACUCAUUAUAGUUGACUCAGUUACAGUUAACACAGUUAUAGUUGACUCAAUUGUAGUUGACUCAGUUAUUGUUGACUUAUUAUAGUUGACUCAGUUACAGCUGACACAGUUAUAGUUGACUCAAUUGUAGUUAACUCAUUAUAGUUGACUCAGUUAUAGUUGACUCAUUAUAGUUGACUCAGUUACAGUUGUCUCAGUUACAGUUGACACAGUUAUAGUUGACUCAAUUGUAGUUCACUCAGUUGUAGUUGACUCAGUUAUAUUUGACUAAUUAUAGUUGACUCAGUUACAGUUGACACAGUUAUAAUUGACACAGUUAUAGUUGACUCAAUUGUAGUUGACUCAGUUGUAGUUGACUUGCUUGUAGUUGACUAAGUUAUAGUUGACUCAUUAUAGUUGACUCAGUAUACAGUUGACACAGUUAUAGUUGACUCAGUUGUAGUUGACUCAGUUGUAGUUGACUCAGUUACAGUUGACACAGUUAUAGUUGACACAGUUAUAGUUGACUCAGUUACAGUUGACACAGUUAUAGUUGACACAGUUAUAGUUGACACAGUUAUAGUUGACACAGUUAUAGUUGACUCAUUAUAGUUGAUUCAGUUACAGUUGACACAGUUAUAGUUGACACAGUUAUAGUUGACUCAAUUGUAGUUGACUCAGUUGUAGUUGACUCAAUUGUAGUUGACUCGGUUAAUUUUAACUCAGUUAUAGUUGACUCAGUUGUAUUUGACAUCAGCUAAAUAUCAUAUAUCUAAAUAAUUUUAAGCUGUGCUUUUUUAAACAAUAGAUUGCCAACUGCAUACAGAUGUAAUCAUUGUUUCUAAUUCUAAUCCAUAAAUGUUGUCUCACUAUUUUGGAUUUUAGCAUUUGGGAACCAAAUAUGACCUUUCUCUUGUAGCUAUGUCAAAUGGUCCACAAUUAGUGCCUGCUGUUAUCACAUUAUAAGACAUAUGAAAAGUGUUGUUGUUGUUCGUUAUUCACAUGCGAACGUGACCAAUGCUAUUUUCAAUGGUGGAUUCGCAGGUGGCAUGUCAGUUCUAUUUGUGCCUGGAAAGCUUUCCCGCAAAUAUGACACAAGCUUUUGGGUCCCCGUUUGAUUGGAGUUGAUUCUCCGUUUCCUUGCUGUGCACUUUCUUUGGGCGUGAGCUGUGCACUUAAUCUCAGAGGAUCGUGCUCCAACAUGAAGUCUGCCUUGCCAGCUUGUACGAUCCAUAUCACGUGUCUCCCACAAAUGAAGGUCAAUGUCCAUUGAUUUGAAUGAAGCUUUUAGACAGUCCUUGAAGCAAUAUUUCUUCCCACCAGCUUGUUGUUUCCCCUCUGAAGAGUUCAUAGAACAUUAGUGUCAUAGCAAUAUCUAAUGGUCCACAAACAGCCAUGCAACUAUCAUAGCACAUUUCAGCUUGCACUCAGCUGUUUUGGAAAAAUCUUAUUCUGUCUCUUUCCAUUUUCAAAUCACUUUCUUGUCUCACAUGUCACAAAUUUGAUACUCUGCACAUAUUUUUGUCUUUUCCUUGCAUGCGAGUGUUUAUUUUAUUUGAAUAUUCAAAUAUAUCAGGAAGAUCCAGAAAUGGCAAUUUUGUGCACAUAUUUUAAUUUUAAUCAAAUCACAAAAUUCAUUUUCCUAAUCAUUUCCCUCAAUAAAUAUGCACGACAAAGCCCCCCCCCCCCCCCCCCCCCCCCCACCCCGACCUCAUCAGAGCCAAUAAAGUUAUUCACAGACAUAAAAAUAAAAGGUCUGCUUUUAUUAUAACUUACCAUUUUGCACAGGUUUGUCAAUAACUUUUCUCAAAUCAUUUCCAGCUUUUUUAAGUGUUAAAAAAUGUUUGAAUCUUAGUAUGACUCAUUUUUGCAUGACACACCAACACCCUGCAGGUGACACCUUAGACAUUUUUGAAAGCAAGCUUCAGCCAGUUAGACAACUUUAUUUUAGAUAUUUUAGUAAAUAAUUUUGAUUAUUAUUUCUUUGCUUUUAGAAAGACUAAAUCUAGAAAGUCAUCAUUCUCCUAGCUCAUUUGACAGAAAGGAAAGCAUUAGCAGAGUAAGUUUUUACAAUCAUUAGCUGAAUAAGUCUCUACUACUGAUAGCUAUAAAAUGCGUCAUUUGCUUAUUUUGGUAUUGUGUUAUUAGUGUAUUUAAAAUUGUGGUUAGUGACUGAAAGCUUGAGUAUUUACAAGAAUUAGCUUAGGGGCCGUCCAAAAAUUACGGGCCAUCCAUAAACGACAUCUCACAUCUAAGGGGAAGGGAGUUAAAAUAGCAUGAUAGCAUUUAUUGAUGGCCCCUUACCUGUUUUGUAUGGAGAUAAUUAGAGACUUAUUUUAAAAAAAAAUAAAUUCUACUUAUUUUCAAUACAGUACAGUGAUUCUCAAAAAUCAUUUUUCUACACUGAUGGGAGCUUUUAAAAAUAGGAUAAUUACAGAGAGAAAUAAUUUUUGAUAAAGCCCUGGAAGGGCUUGGUGAAGUAAUGCUGGUUUUAUAAAUGUCUCUUUCAAAGUUCUUUAGUAGGACUCUAAAUUUACAAUGCUCAGAAAUCUCGAGUUUAUUUCUUUGACAUGCAACAAAGUUGGAAAACCACGCUGAAUCCUUCCAAGAAUAAACACUUUGUUGGAAAACCAUAAUGUUGUUUCUUUACAGUUUCCCCAAGGAAAGAUAGCAGUAUUUAAUUUCAUUCUGUAGCUAAACUCUUGGUAUAAGUUCUUAAACUUUGGCUUCAGAUUAAAAAAAAAAGUAUUUAAAGUUGAAUGAGCUCUUCCUUCAUCAGGCUAGCUGCCACUGUUUCUGAAAAUAAUUUUAUCACCCAAUCCACUAAAAAAAUUUUCAUGGUGCAAAAACAACCACCUUCCAUAAAUCGAAAAUAAUUGCUUAUUUGAAAAUUUCCCAUAUUUCAAUUGACAGAUGACUAAAACUAAUAUUUAAAAAAAAUAUUUCUUCAUCUGUGCACAUGUAUAAAAAUUUGUUAAAUUGGUCACUGUUAAUUUUAUGUACUAGUACUAGUAUUACAAGUACAUGUAACUGUUCAGUGUCUUUGAAAAACAAAGCAGAUUACCCAUGGAAAAAGCCAGUUUGUUUGUUAAAGUUUGACUCUAUUUUAAAUGGAAAGUGAUUUCUAUCAUCAUAUGAGCUCACAACAAGCAGCUUUAUAAAUACGGUACUGUGAUUGACUUAGAAAUACUUCUGUAUCUAAUUGAGAAACGUUUCUUUCCCCAAGAAUAUGGAAUAAAUGGGGAUCAUACCCACAUGAUGCCCACUGCCUACAAGAUUCCCACUGAAUACUGACUAAAUGAUGCCCACUGACUAGUGAUCAAAUUAAGAGCUCUCGAACUUUUUAAACAAGGGGCCAAAUCAGUGUCCUCAGACGAAUUUGAGGGCUGGAUUUGUGUCAAUAAGACAUUGUUAGAAGCGGAACUAUAAUUUGAAAAAAAUGUGAAUGAAUUCUAUGCACACUGCACAUAGUUCGUUUGUAGUGAAGAAAACAACUUGAAAAAACAAUAACAUUGAAAAUGAUGAAAAAAUAUAUCCUACAUAAAAUUAAUAUUCUUUCAAAUAAGAUAAUCAAUGGUUGGUUCCAUAUUUGUUGCUACUAGCCAAGUACCCAGGUGUUCCAGGUUGAAGACCCCUUGAAUAAAUGAUGUCCACUGGCUCCUGAAUAAAUGAUGCCCACUGACUUUUUAAAAAAAAUGGAUUUCAACGGACUACUAAAAUAAAGUAUGCCCACUGAUUGUUAAACUAAUUGAUGCCCAUUGACUACUGAAAUGAAUGAUGCUCAGUUACUACCAGGAAGAGUAGUUCAGUUGAGAACUCCAUUACAGAAUCAGCCAAUAUUGCCAUUCCAGGAUUUGCCUCAAGGAAGUGCAAGUAAUACAGAAGCUACUCCAUCAUCUCACGAAGAUGGCACCAUGCCAACAAAAGAAAUGCAAUCAAUUGUAAAAAGUCAAUAUAACUUAUUCAUGAAUUUAAAAAGAGAACUUUAUUUUUAUUACAGAAACUUCAAAACUCCUUUCAGCACCAAAGAUUUCCACCAUUGUAUUCACCAGUGUCUAUCAGUGCUGAUCCCAGCUGUCUUGAACUGCAGAAACUAAGGUUAUUUUCAGUGUAUAGUUAUUACUAAUUAUGAAUAGCUAUAUUUUUAUAGAAUAUGGGAGAUCAUUUUCAUAUAAUUUUUAAAAAAAAUUAAAAAAUAUGUUUCCAAUCUGAGCAAAAAACAAUAAAAUAUUUCAAAUAUUCAACAACAAAUUUUACAAUGUAUUUUUAUCAUGACAAGAAAAACUAAGUAUGUUUAUUGUAUGGUAUUUAUCUUUUCUUUUUAAAUACAAAAAUAAAAUAAAGAAAAAUUCUUACAUCAAAUAGCAGUAUCUUAAAAAUGUUGUAUGUUGCUAGAGCAAUAAUGAAAUUUUCUAUCUAAGUCGCAUCUCUUUUCAAGCAACAAUUUGUUUUCAGAUUUUAUUUUACCAUAUUUACUUGUUCUAAAUUUCAAGGAAUAUCCCCACUGACGAAAUAUUAUGAGCGGGUCAAAGGAAAUUUUUAUAAUAUUAUCUAGGUACAUUGAUAAAUUAUUUUUGAAAAGACGAAAAAAGUAAUUAACUGAAGUCACCAUAAAGCUAUUAGCAAAUUGAGUCACAGGUUUUGUACUAAUUUUUGCGACUGCCAUAAUUGACUGUUCUGAGAGAGUGUCUAAGUGCCUACCGGUACUGGUACUUGAAAUAAUGAAAUAUUGGAUUGUCAAAUUUUAUAAGAUCUCAGCAGCAGUUAAAUCUAUUUUUAGACAGGUCUGGACAACUCUCCUUUGAUACUGUUUGGUACAACUUAGUACAAGCACUAUUUUCCAGACUAUAAUAUUGCAAUCUACACAUAUGCAAAUAUAUUAAUUGAUAUUUUUAACAGAAUAUAUACACGCAUGCAAAGACAAAGCUAUGAGAUAUUUCUUUCCAAGCAGCAGUCAUCUAUUUUUGUAAAUGUUCAGCAGGCUAUGCUAACAAUAUAGUUAGACAUGGGUAUUGAAGCCAGAGUACCAGCCUUAUACUUCUGAUUUCAUUAGUUUUUAUGUCUUGUAUUUACCUGUAUAUGUUAAUGUUAUUUUUUUUUAAUUUAUUUUUUUGGGUCUAUAUUUUAAAAAAAAAAGUCUGUUACCAGAUUGCUUUAACUGUACACUAGCAUAUUAUUUUAUGGAGUCAGCUUAUGAACAGGUUAUACUUUUCAGGUUUUCCUGGCCAAAACUAUGGUAUUUGGCUUAUGAAUGAAUGGGCUUUAGAACGAGUCGAUUAUAUAUAAUGUAAAAUCAGUGCAAAAAAGAUCUUAUACUGUCAGUAAAUUUUGGUUUAUAUGACUUACAUUUUGUAAAUUCUACACAGAUUAUUAUAAAUUGUAGUGACCUCAUUUCAAGUAAUUUGUUUCUUUAUACUCCCAUCUGUCCAUAUUUAUAUUUGAUUAAUACAAAUACAAUUACAAUUGACUUUCAUUACGCUUAAAAAAACUUUUUUUUCAGAUUGGCCAUAAACUCUAUAAAUUCCAAGCUUGAUAGUCUUGAGAAGAGAAUAGAAGCACCUUUAGCUCAUUCAUUUUAUCACUCCAGUAAGUUGAGUAAGAAAAUAUCUUUUUAACUUUAAUAUGUCUAUCACAAAAUUUUUAAUAAUCUCUUAUAUAUAUUACACUUCUGGUGUGACUCGUGGACUGCUUCUAUUUGUAGCUGCUUCCUAUUCAGCGUAUUUAGUAUUAAGAAUUACAAGUGUUUGAAAGAAAGUAUGGUUCAAUAAUUAGUAGGCGCGUAAUAUUUUCUUUUCGGAAAAUGAAAUCGUCUCAAUUUAAGUAUGUUGUAAAAAAUAUUUGGUUUAAAAGUGGUUGGGACAUCAGAAUAUUUAAUAUAGUUCAUGGGCGUGAAAUAAAAAGUGUGCAGUGACGUAUCAUGGGGGGAAGGGGUGUAUCAAAAAUUGGGAUCCUUAAACGUGCGUUACUCGAGUUCAUGUUUUAUCUAGUACGGUACCGGUAACUUUAACUGAUAGGAAGUUCAUGCUUUGCUGUCGCCAAUGUUUGGCGGGCUACAUCUAGUUUAUAUUAUAUUUAUAAAAUCAAUUUUAAGAAUUUAACAUUUUGAAAUGUUUAAACUAAAAAUAAAGAUCCUUCUUUUUUUAUAACAUAUAACAGGGACAACAGGCCUCCCAUAUGUAUCAGAACAAAGACAACACCCAACACUAAGCUUGAGUGAUGUCAACGGUGACCAGAGUCUGUCAGAUUUGUCGAGCCUUAGCAGCUUGAGUGAUGAGGAAAGCUCAGAGCUAUUGGAUGAUUUCAGCUAUAGAUCUAGGUUUGAGACUUCAUCAAGGAAGAAAUUUAAAAGAAAUACUCGCUCUAACUCUAAGAGAAUGAUCGAACCAUACUAUAGAACAAAAGGUAUUGCAUUGAACCGGUAGAUUUUCUUCUGUCCCUGGUAACUUGUGAUUAUAAAAAUUUCUCUUUUAGUUAUGGUAAAGCACAAAAUAUUUAUGGAUGCUAGUCUAUAUAAAACAUAACAGGACAGGCAGAAUAGUUUAAAGCCUUUUACAAUAUGUUUCAGCAUUCUGUGUCAAAUGUUUAGUUUUCUGUUUAAUUCAUUUUGAUCUAAUAGUAUAUUUCAUAUUUAGGUUCAAGUAUUAAUUGGUUCUCCUUGACCUCAUUUCAGAGAACGUUGACCUCAGUGAUCUGGAGCUCAGUGAUGGUGAUUCAGACAGAGAGAGUGAAGACCUUGAUUAAUGCAGACAAUAAUUAUAACUUAUACAAGUGAUCUUAAUUCAUAGGAAUUAAUGGCAAUUUGAAUGUUCUCAUUUACCAUGCUGUUCUAGAUAAUGUUAAGAUAAGUACAGGUAUAAAGGCUCCAUGUUACAGUAUAUAUAUUUCAAUAAAUAUUUAUCUUUUUGUAACUUUAUCAUGUAAAAAUUGUGGCUUGACGAAGCCAACUUUUAAAUACCAGUAAACAACACUCUAAGUGUGUCUGUAAUAUUACUGAAUCUAUAACUAUAAUAUUACCGAGUACUCUGAUUGUAAAGUUUAAUCAGUUGUAAAGAAAUACAGUUUAGACAUUAGUACAGUACUAAAUUUCUAAAUAUCUAUUUUUUAGAAACACUACACUGUAACUGUAAGAGUACCAGUACCCUGUAAUGGACAACGUUUAUUUUGAGUGUUAUUGUUUCUUGCACUUGUGUACCUGCACAAUAGAGCUUUUUGUGCCUGGAUCCCAGCUUUUAUUAUUCAGUACCCGGUAAUUGAUAACAUUUUAAUUUGACCAGAGAAGUUUCAAUAAUUUCAGUUUCAGAAUUUUUUUUUUCAAAGACCUGUCAUUAAGGUUAAAAAAUUAUUUUUUUAAAUUAUGGUAUCGACAACUACAACUAAGAAAUACUUGUACGGUAUAUUUAACUUUAAUUCAACUCUUACCUGCAUACUUCCAGAAUUAUAACCAUAGAUCUGCAUGGUCCUAAAGUAAAUGUAUUGUUUGUAUUGCAAAUCAAUUCGUUAGUCAUGUAUUUUUUAGAUAUAUCACAGGUUUAUAUAAAUACAAGUAUGAUACAUAUCAUUGAUAACCUAUUGUUACCAAUUCAUGGAAGUAUGGAAGGAAUUUCUCUCUCUCUAUAUAUAUAUAUAUAUAUAAUAUAUAUGCAAUUUAUAUGGGUAUCAGAAUUUUUCCCAGCCAUCGCCCCUGGGACUACCAUGUUUCAUGGUCACUGCAUUUCUUGAAGCAAACUUGGAUAGCCUUAAAACCGUAGUCCACCAAACACAAUGUUGACACUCAUUUUUCUUUUAUAACAAUAUUACUUAAACUUAAAAUAAUUUGGCCUUCACAUUUUUUGGCUGAAUUUACCCUAAUUUCACCAAAAAUAAUUUCGAUCACCAUACCCACUUUGAACCACUGCUUUAUAUAAAAAGAUAUUUUAAAUUUUAAACUGAAAACAUAGUUUAUUUCUAGACACUACUGGACUAGUAAUAUCAAGGAUAUUUAUAACUGAUCGGCCUUUUCCCCGUUCGCCAUUUUAAAAAAAAAUGUUUAAUGUUAUUUGUGCUGCAUAUUAAUGCACAUGCUGGUACCAUAUAAUAAAAACUAAA